Molecule: messenger RNA, 1212 nt
Organism: Chironomus riparius
Lineage: Eukaryota; Metazoa; Arthropoda; Insecta; Diptera; Chironomidae
Source: the annotation of a GenBank genome assembly
GAACUUUGUUCGUUGCAAGAGCGAAGAGAAAUUUUUUUUUUGAGUUUUUAAAAUUUUGGAAUUAACUUUUUCAAUAUUUUAUAAACUUUUGACUAAGUUUUAACAAAACUAAUUAAAAUUUAUUGAAAUUCAAAAUUAAUUUCUCAACUCUCAAUCGAAAAUCAGUACAAAAAGUAUAAAAUUCACCUUCAAAAUCACUUAAUCUUUCCUAUCUACUUUAUCUAAGUCUAUUUCGUCACUUACUCAGUGCUAUCUUGAGGUUUUUCCAGUUUCUAUAAAUAACAAAAGUGUUCAAAAAUUUAUUUAAAUGUUUAAUCUAACCAGAACGAUCAUUAGUAGACAAUCCAGUAGAAUGUUAUCGACUUUCGAGACGCUGAAGGUUUCCACACCGAAGGCAUUUGUUGCUCAUGUUGAGCUCAAUAGACCAGACCGAUUGAAUGCCUUAAACUACACUUUAUGGCAUGAAAUCGGCCAAUGCUUUGACGAACUUAACGCAUCUGAGGAUGUCAGAUCAAUUGUACUAACAGGAGCUGGAAAGCACUUCACAGCUGGUAUUGAUUUAAUGGACAUGCUUCAAGUUGGACAGAAACUUGCAGGAGUCACUGACGUAUCUAGAAAAGCCAAAAUCAUGGAGGAACUGAUCGUUCAUCAUCAAAAUUCCAUUUCAUCACUUGAAAGAUGUGUCAAGCCUGUCAUUGCAGCUACACAUUCAGCUGUUGUUGGUGCUGGUGUUGAUAUAGUCUCCACAGCUGACAUCAGAUACUGCACAAAAGACUGCUGGUUCUCGAUUAAAGAAGUUGACAUUGGAAUGGCUGCAGAUGUUGGAACUUUACAGCGCUUUCCAAAAGCAAUUGGCAGUCAAAGUUUGGUCCGCGAGCUUUGCUUUACAGGAAGGAAAUUUAAGUCAGACGAAGCACUUCGCUGGGGUUUUGUAACGAGAGUUUUUGACACAAAAGAGGAGCUUGUUGAAGCAUCAUUGAAGCUUGCAGAAGAAAUUGCAUCUAAAUCACCUGUGGCUGUCCAAGGAACUAAGAAGAAUUUGGUAUAUUCAUUGGAUCACACAAAUCAAGAAGGUCUAGAUCAUAUUAUGGAGAUUAAUAGGAUGAACUUACAGAGUGAGGACUUUGUUAAUGCUGUUAUGGCUGGGCAGUCAAAGGGAGAAGCUGCUGUGUUUUCUAAGUUGUAGAUUUUGGUGACUUUUUUUGGUGCAAU